UUUUUUUGGCAAUUGCAGCCCCCCUUCCUCUCCACGACACAAGACAUGCGAGGAUGAGGCACACCACUCACACGAACCUAAGGCUUCUCCAACACCAACCGGUGCCUUGGAUGUGCCUCUGGUGAGGCGCAUGCCAAAGCGGUGUGUGCGCUGCGGCGGCUAGCGGCGUCGCCAACGGUAAUGCCGAGGAUGGGCCUGUGUCAUCGACGGCCAUCCCCGCCGUCUCCGCUCAACCACUUCAGGGUUGUGUCACCGCUGCCACGACGACGGGAUGAGCCCGUGGAGAGGCAGGCGGAUGCCGCGCAAGAAACGGUGAACGCGCCGCCUACUCCUUCCACCCCCACGGCGGAGCAUGCUUGUCCCAGGCUUCCACCCGUACUGCCGACCACGCCGGCAGCCGGCCGUCAGCGAGCUCCUGUCCGCCACUCCAGCCCAGAGCCAGUCCGCGGCCGAGGCUUGUGCCAAGACGAUGCAACUUGUGCGGCACGAUCCAGUUGUGCGAGGAGGUCGAGGCAGCGAGUGGUAGACACGGACCACCGAGCCAGGACCUGCACCAGGCGAUGGCGACCAGGACGUCCCGCGGUAGCGGUGCGGCCAAGUUUCGGACACGGGUAGGGGCGAGCCCGGUGGUCCGGGUGAGCUCGACCGACCCCGUGGUGCGGACGCUGCUUGCCGAGCUUUACGAUGCGACCACAGGCGGGGCGAGCGGCGGCGACGAUGGCGACAAUGCAAUUGCCUUCUUCUGAGGACGCGGCAAACUAAGGUAACAGGUAAAGAUUAAUCUCGCAUGC
Molecule: messenger RNA, 791 nt
Organism: Thecamonas trahens ATCC 50062
Lineage: Eukaryota; Apusomonadida; Apusomonadidae
Exons: 1
Coding region: 181-615 (144 amino acids)
Source: RefSeq, a predicted model, not a curated record